This is a messenger RNA of Neoarthrinium moseri, 11574 nucleotides long. RefSeq lists its product as uncharacterized. Gene Ontology annotation, cellular component: nucleus; SAGA complex; NuA4 histone acetyltransferase complex. Bases 1 to 11574 code for a protein of 3857 amino acids. Gene Ontology annotation, biological process: regulation of DNA-templated transcription; DNA repair. Gene Ontology annotation, molecular function: protein binding; transcription coregulator activity. The record is from RefSeq and is a predicted model, not a curated record. NCBI's taxonomy places the organism in Eukaryota, Fungi, Ascomycota, Sordariomycetes, Amphisphaeriales, Apiosporaceae. The transcript has 4 exons.
AUGUCGGCGGCCGUAUUUGACGAUAUUGUCAGGCGACUGAGCCUCUCAGACACUGAAGCGAAGAGCAAGCUCGAGGCCGCUACCCAAUUACGCGACUCGCUCGAUCACUACACCAAUGGCGCGGCAUAUCCCAUCUUCCUCAAGAAGGCGAUGCCGCCCAUCAUCAUUCUUUUGAGAGGACCAUGCGUUUUCCAGAGCACAUCCCCGGACCAGAGACUCCGGAACUGCGUUCUCGAGAUCCUCCACCGGCUGCCGACACAUCAGACCUCCCCCGAACCCUUUGAGCCAUACGCCGAGGAGGUCGUCGAUAUCCUUAUGGGCUUGGUCAAGAACGACAACGAGGACAAUGCGACACUAUGCGUCAAGAUAAUAUCAGACAUUAUGCGCCACCAGCCCAAGGUUCUGCAGGGAAAAGUUCAGCCGUUCUUGACGCUGAUACAGGAGCUGUUCGAGCAGAUGGAGCGGGUUGUAAGAGAACAGCUGGACAGCAGUGCUGUUCCGUCCAACGCCCCCGGCGCGCCAUCUACCCCCGGCAGCACGCAGACAAACUUUCAGUCACCGAGACCCGGCUCGCCAGUUGCUUCUGUCACCGACCUGGGCCAGGAUCUGCAGCAACAGACUCGACCGCUGCUGAAGGGCAUGCAGUCGUUCAAGGUCCUGUCGGAAUGCCCAAUCAUUGUCGUGUCCGUCUUCCAAACGUACCGCACAAUCAUUCCCCAUAAUGUGAAGCUGUUUGUGCCGCUGAUCAAAUCCGUGCUACUGCUCCAGGCCAAGGCCCAGGAGCAGGCCCACCGCGAGGCCAAGGAGAAGGGGCAGACGUUUGCUGGGGUGAGCCCGAACAUCAGGAACCGUGCCGCGUUCGGCGAGUUUAUCACGGCGCAAGUCAAGACGAUGAGUUUUCUUGCCUAUCUUCUGCGACAAUACUCGAGUCAACUGACCGACUUCUUGCCGACACUGCCGGAAAUCGUGGUACGCCUGUUGCAGGAUUGUCCAAGGGAAAAGUCUGCAGCGCGUAAGGAGCUUCUUGUGGCCAUACGUCACAUCAUCAACUUCAAUUUCAGGAAAAUCUUCCUGUCCAAGAUCGACGAGCUCUUGGAGGAGAAGACGUUGAUAGGUGAUGGGUUAACCGUCUACGAUACCAUGAGACCACUGGCGUACAGCAUGCUGGCCGACCUCAUCCACCAUGUGCGAGACGCUUUGUCUCCCGAGCAGAUUCGAAAAACCGUCGAGGUGUACACCAGGAAUCUGCAAGACAAUUUCCCCGGCACCAGCUUCCAGACGAUGAGCGCUAAGCUUCUCCUCAAUAUGGCCGAAUGCAUCGCGAAAAUGCCGAACAAAGUUGAUGCCCGACACUAUCUGCUCACGAUACUCAACGCCAUUGGAGACAAGUUUGCGGCUAUGAACAGACAGUACCCGAAUGCUGUCAAGCUGUCCAAACUCUAUGCUCAGCAAGCCGCUGACCAAGUUCCGGAGAACUACCUCGCUGAUUCCUCACAACCGCCUGAGUGGGAUGAGACGGACAUAUUCACUGCGAUGCCCAUCAAGACCUCGAACCCACGAGACAGGGGCGCUGACCCUGUGGUCGACAACAAGUUCCUGUUCAAGAACCUCAUGAACGGCUUGAAGAACACAUUCUAUCAACUGAAGGCAUGCAACGCAGCCAUUGCGAUUGACCCCCAGAACGCACCGCAACACUGGCAGGAGGUGUCAUACGGUUUCUCUGCUGAGGAGGUCAAAGUAAUCGUCAAGCUGUUCCGCGAAGGCGCCUACGUGUUUCGAUACUAUGAGAUUGAGAAGCCUGCCUCAGAGUCGGCUUACGCCUCCCCGGUCGAGUACAUGGCCAACUUCUACAUGGUAUCGAGCAGCAAGGAGGAAAAGGACCUUCUGGAAACCUUUGCUACUGUCUUUCACUGUAUCGAUCCCGCAACCUUCCAUGAGGUUUUCCAGCAAGAGAUCCCCCGACUUUACGAGAUGAUCUUUGAGCACACAGCGCUAUUGCACAUUCCACAGUUCUUCCUUGCAAGCGAGGCUACGUCACCGAGCUUCUGCGGCAUGCUCCUGAAGUUCCUCAUGGAGCGGAUAGAUGAUGUCGGAUCUGCAGACGUGAAGAAGUCUUCUAUUCUUCUCCGUUUAUUCAAGCUUGCCUUUAUGGCCGUUACGCUAUUCGCCGACCAGAAUGAACGAGUCCUCCUCCCACACGUCGUCGAUAUUGUGACGAAGUCUAUCGAGCUGUCAACCAAGGCGGAAGAGCCGUUGAAUUAUUUCCUCUUGCUACGGUCGUUGUUUCGAAGCAUCGGCGGAGGAAAGUUCGAGCACCUUUACAAGCAGAUUCUGCCCUUGCUGGAGAUGCUGCUGGAUGUGCUGAAUACCCUGCUGAUGGCUGCUCGCAAGCCAACAGAACGCGAUCUCUAUGUUGAAUUGUGCCUGACGGUCCCAGCACGGCUUAGCAACCUGCUUCCACAUCUGAGCUUCCUAAUGCGACCACUGGUGGUUGCGCUGCGAGCUGGCACCGAUCUGGUAGGACAAGGCUUGCGCACAUUGGAGCUUUGUGUGGACAAUCUGACCGCAGACUACCUUGACCCUAUCAUGGCGCCUGUGAUCGAAGAGCUUAUGAAUGCUCUCUUCGAACACCUCAAACCGCAUCCAUACAGCCACUUCCAUGCACACACGACGAUGCGUAUACUGGGAAAGCUUGGUGGGAGGAACCGCAAAUUCAUGACAGAUGCGCUUCCCGUCACCUAUCAACGUUACGCCGAUGACCCAGCAAGUUUUGAUGUACGCUUGAUCGGAUCCAAGAGGGACAGAGCAUUCCGUGCUGAGCUAGGCAUUGAUUGCGCCAUUCGCAAACUUAUGGAGGUACCAAAACCGACCAAGGCAACCGCCAUCAAGCAGCACGACGGUUUCUACAAGAGACAGGCCCUCAACCUAGUCAAGGCUCAGCUUAAGUUGCGCAUAGGCAUGGAUAAUCUUCCUGAUGACCUGCCAAAGCUUGUCCGCCUUCAGGCGCAAGACUUCCUGGCGCGGAAGUGUGAGCAUGACCUUUCGGUUUUUAACACGUCGGAGCGUGAGAGGUCUGUUAUCAAGAAAGACGAAGAGGACAAAGUCAUGAAGCGUCUCAUCAAAGCAGUCAUGUUCGCCGAGUCAUUACCGGAGUUCCACGACGAGGCGGACGUUUUCUUGGUGAACCUGUGUCGACACUUUACCAUUAUUGAGGUUGGCCGCGGCCUUGUUGAGCUUAAACGCGCCAACAGUCCAUUUGACGUGAAGAACGGCGAAGGCCCACUCUUCAUUGAGACUCGUAUCUUGUGUGAUGCUAUUCUCGAAUCCCUCGCAUCUGAAGUGCCAGAAGUACGAGAUGCUGCUUUCCGCGCCAUCCAUGCCAUUUACGACUCGACUGUCACCAUCUUCGGUUCUGGUACCCAGGUUGGACGACUACCUCUCUUCAACCAUCUCUGCGCAGCGUUCUGUCACGGGUGCUAUGAGGAAGAGUGGUUUACCAAGACUGGUGGAAGCCUGGGCAUCAAGUACCUGCUCACAGAAAUAGACCUCGGCGAUGCGUGGGUGCUUGCGAAGCAGAUGGAUUUCAUUCGCGCCCUGAUGUAUGUCAUCAAAGAUAUGCCCCAGGACCUUCCAGAGAACACUAGGAGCUCAGCCCAGGGAACCCUUGAACUCCUUCUAAGACGCAUCACAAAGAAUAUCAAGAAGGAAGACUGCAUGCCUACGACACAGCAGCAGGGGCAGCCACCACAGAAGCCUCAUCGAAUGGCGCAGAUAUGCGCCUUCCUCAAUGACGAGUUAGCUCACAUGAAUCGACAUGUCCGUGAGACUGCGAGACAAGCCUUGGAAAUCGUCGCCAAGGCGACGAGCUCUGAGAUCUGGGAGAUAUUGGAACCUUUCAAGGAAAGGCUUCUACACUCAAUAUACCCCAAACCGCUGCGUGCACUGCCAUUCUCGACACAGAUCGGCUACAUUGAUGCCGUUGCAUACUACAUGGGUCUCAAGAAUGACUUCGUGCCAUUCGACGACCAGCUCAAUCGACUGCUUAUGGAAUCACUAGCUCUAGCAGAUGCUACAGACGAAUCCCUCGCCGGUAAGCCCGCCGAGUUUCGAACGCACGAGUCCAUUGUCAAUCUACGGGUCGCUUGCAUCAAAAUAUUAAGCAAGGCUAUGGGAUUCGAUGAUUUCGCCAAAGGCCAGAACAACCCGACAAGAACCAAGAUUGUGUCCGUUUUCUUCAAGUGCCUGUAUUCGGAGUCAAAGCCAACCAUCGAGGCAGCGAAUGAGUCUCUGAAAGCCGUCUUGUCGCAUACAAACAAGCUUCCCAAAGACUUGCUGCAGCAAGGACUUCGACCGGUUCUAGCCAACCUACAAGAUCCCAAGCGCUUGACGACGCAUGGGCUGGAGAACCUCGCACGGCUUUUGAGACUGCUUACUACGUACUUCAAGGUCGAGAUCGGUGCCCGACUUUUGGACCACAUCAAGGUGCUUGCCGACGCAAACCUUGUCCAGCAGAUUUCUUUCACCUUCUUUGAGCAGAAUCCUCAGAUGAAGGUCAUUGCGGCGGUCUUCAACAUCUUCCACCUCCUGCCACCGGCAGCUGAACAGUUCAAAGAGCGCCUCAUUGAUACCGUCCUUGACCUCGAAGAGAAGCUCCGACGAACACAGUACAGUCCAUUCCGGCCGCCACUGUACAAGUAUCUGAACCGGUAUCCUCAAGAUGUGUGGAACUUUCUCCUGGGGAGGCUUGAGGAUAUCAAGUACGGUCGUUUCUUGGCCCAGGUUUUGACGCACCCGGAUAGCCGUCCGCUCAGAGACCAUGCUGCUGCAAAUGUUGAAGCCUUGAUCAACGCCUGCACGGCGAUUGUUGAUGCGAACAAGGACACAAGAUUUGUGACCGUGGUCAACACUGUCAACAUCCUCGACUCGCUAAGCCAGUCUGCUGGCAAGUCCAGUUGGAUGGAGCGAAAAGAGACGAUGAGCUGGCUCACGAAAUCUGGGAAAGAGCUAGAACAGCAGCUGCGCAACAACCAGUUGCCGCCGAGCCUGCGAUUGCCUGCUGAACAGGCUGCUGAUCAACUGAUGGGAAUGCUCACGAAAUCUCUCUCAUUGACCCCAUCGGAUCUGGACUCGCUCUUCAGCUUAGUGGAUUCAGUCACAUCAGAGGAGCUCCGUGCUACCCCGUCGCUGUACUCCUACAUCUACGAGCACGUUAUCCGUAAUGAUUCUGUCGACUAUUGGAAGUCUGUCAUCUUGCGCUGUCUCGAUGUUUACGCGAGCAAGCAGGCGAGCCAAAAGACGAAGUGCUUUCUUCUUCGCAACAUCGUGAACCCAAUUGUCGCCAUGGACGUUAUGAGAACUGGGUAUCAGGCAGACCAGCAAACAACUCGAAGGCUCAUGGACAAACAGAUCAUUGAUUCGAUCAACGCCAAAAUCUGGAAGAUCAACCUUGGUGAUCCGCAAGAAGAUCUCGCGCAUCCUGGAAUCGAUCACACUCGCAUGGAGGUACUUCAGCUUUCCGCAAUGCUUGUGAAAUAUCACCAUGCUAUCCUUCAGGAUGCGCGGAAGGACAUCAUCAAGUUUGGCUGGACUUACAUCCGACUGGAUGACGUGAUCAACAAGCAUGCAGCCUACGUGGUCAUCGGGUACUUCAUUGCUCACUAUGAUACUCCUGCCAAGAUCGUAACUCAGGUGUACUAUUCGCUGUUGAGGACGAACCAGAACGAGGGUCGCGCUCUGGUCACUCAGGCAUUGGAGCUCAUGGCACCAGUACUCCCCAAGCGUUGCAACUCGACCCCUAGCGAACGAAAUGCCGUCUGGGCUAUUGCACCCCGCCGCAUCCUUGCGGAAGAAGGCCAAAACGUUCAGCAAAUGACGAGCAUCUUUCACUUCCUCGUCCGGCACCCAGAUCUGUUCUACGAGUCACGCGACAAGUUUGCUCUCCUGAUCAUCACUUCGCUUCGCAAGAUCUCAGCCCCUCAAUCUUCCUCUAAUGAGAGCAAGAAACUCGCAUUGAACAUGAUGUGGCUCAUUUGGCAGUGGGAACAGCGGAGAGUCGAAGGCAAAUAUGCUAGCCCUGCGAGGUCUUUGUCUGAGUCUCCCAACUCGAGGAAGCGCAAGCUGGAUAGUGAGCCAACCUCAUCCCCCCCUGCGGCAAGGCAGACAGCUCCCGCUCGAGACUUCCAGAUCCCCGACGCAUACCGAAUUAAGAUGCUCAAGUAUCUCGUGGAAUUCAUUGCGCAGCUCAAUGAGCGGUACAAGCUUCCAUCGGCCAAACCCAGAGAUGCAGCUUCCAACGCUGGGCCUGCCCAACCACCUAUCUCUACCGAGUUAUGUCAGAAAGCAAUGGCUCUCCUUUAUAACCUCCUUCAGACAUCAUACUGGGGAGACCUUGAUCUUGACUUGUUCCCUAAUGUCACCGAGGUAGUGCUGGCCAGCGAGAAGACUUCCAAGAUUCUCAAUGCAGACCCGAGUGACAAGGACAAUUAUGAUGAAAAGUUCAUCACAAAUAUCGUCAACACACUGCAAGUUGUCCGGAUCAUCCUGAACGCCAAGAAAGAUGAGUGGAUCGUGAAGAACAUGCCUUCAAUCCAGAAGGUGCUCGAAAAGUGCUUGAAGUCUGAGAAUCCGGAACUGCAAGAUUGCCUACAUUUUGCAGACAAGGAAUAUGACGAUGGACGAAUCCUCAAGUCGACUUUUCAACGAGUCCUUGAUGCCGUACCCGAAGAUGUGCCAAUGGAGGAUGCCGAUGCUGAAGGAGAGUCCGAAGCUCCCACGUCAGAGAUCGUUACUUUCAUGUCGGCAAUUGCCACAGAGACGCUCAAUGCAUCGAAUUACGUGUCGGGCGUAAACAUUCUGUGGUCGUUGGGCCAGCGCAAGCCAUCAGUGAUUGACUCUCACAUACCUGCACUGAUGAAAGCACUACAGCAAAAGCUGGCUCGUGAGCAUGUCCAACACUACAGUGCCGUUCAAGCUCAGCAGCUGAAUGCGCAUGUGCGACCUCAGGAACAGCCCCGUGAGGGUCUGAUGGCUGAUUAUGAUCUCGAGAUUCAGACCUCUUUGAUGAUCAAGGCCAUUGAAGUAACGGCUAUGAGGAUGGAGAUCCUUGGUGAUAACCGUCGACCAUUCCUAUCUGUCUUAGCCACCCUGGUGGAGAAAUCACUGCACAUACAACUCUGUACCAAGAUACUGGAGAUGGUAGAAGACUGGGUCUUCCGAUCUGAAGGGACCUGGCCUACCCUCAAAGAGAAGACUGCAGUGCUACACAAAAUGCUCUCGUUUGAGCACCGUAGCGACACCACGAUGUUGACCAAGUUCCUUGAGCUUGUUAUUCGCAUCUAUGAAGACCCAAAGAUCACGCGUACCGAGCUCACCGUCCGAAUGGAGCAUGCUUUCUUGAUUGGCACUCGUGCGCAAGAUGUCGACAUGCGCAAUCGUUUCAUGACAAUAUUCGACCGAAGCCUAAGCAAGACAGCCACUGCCAGACUUGCCUAUGUCAUUACGUCGCAGAAUUGGGACACACUUGCGGACUCCUUCUGGUUGGCUCAAGCAUCUCAGCUGCUCCUGGGGGCUGUAGAAGUCAAUGCAAACACGCAGCUUCACCAAGACGAUUUCCGAACUCUGCCGGCUUCUAUGGUGUUUGGAACAUACUCCAAUGACAGCCGUGAGCCCACGAUCAUGGCUGACGACAAGUAUGAUAACUUCAUGGCCAGUCACCGCCGCUUUGUUGCAGAACUCAGUGAUGUUAAGAUUCGUGACAUCUUGGAGCCCGUCAUACAACUCCAACACAUCGAAUCCACCUUGGCACACGAACUCUGGGUUACUUUGUUCCCAAUGUUCUGGUCCGCUACGAUGAGGGAAGAGAAGACAGACCUUGAGAAGGGGCUGGUCAACCUGCUGACAAAGGACUACCAUUCUCGUCAAAUGGACAAGCGACCAAACGUUGUCCAGUCACUCCUCGCUGGCGCCGCAAAAUCGUGGCCUGAGUGCAAGAUACCGCCUCAUGUCCUGAAGUUCCAGGCCAAGACGUACGACGCCUGGUACACGGCACUUGUUCAACUUGAGAACGCUGCAGUCAAGACAGAUAUUGAGUCUUCUACUGUUCGUGAAAGUAACCUCGAUGCUCUUGUUGAGCUGUACUCGAGCUUGAAAGAAGACGACAUGUUCUAUGGCACAUGGAGGCGACGAUGCCAGUUUGUCGAAACCAAUGCCGCCCUUUCCUACGAACAGAACGGCAUGUGGGAUAAAGCCCAAAAGAUGUACGAGGCUGCACAGAUCAAAGCUCGUACUGGUGCCCUUCCCUUCUCCCAGGGUGAAUACAUGCUCUGGGAAGACCACUGGGUUCUCUGUGCCGAAAAACUGCAGCAGUGGGAUAUCCUGCAGGACUUCUCUAAGCAUGAGAAUCUGCAGGAUCUACUCCUGGAAUGCGCUUGGCGCAACAUCGAGAUGUGGCAAAAUCAAGAGCAUCGCGAAAGCUUGGAUCACCUCAUCAAAGGUGUUAUGGAUGCGCCCACUGCUCGACGUGCCUUCUUCCAAGGUUUCAUGUCGCUCCUCAAGUUGCACAACAAUAAGAAUGUCGAGUCGCAAGCUGAGUUCAGUCGCGUCUGUGAUGAAGCUGUUCAACUGUCAAUCCGCAAAUGGCACCAAUUGCCCGGACGCUUGACUGCUGCCCAUAUCCCCAUGCUUCACAACUUCCAGCAACUCGUCGAACUUCACGACGCAAGCAUCAUCUGCCAAAGCCUGGCAGGGACCACGCAGCAAAACUUGGAUGUCAAGUCGAAUGAACUCAAGUUGCUAUUGGGCUCAUGGCGGGACCGACUUCCAAAUGUUUGGGACGACAUCAUUGAUUGGCAAGACCUGGUCACCUGGCGUCAGCACAUCUUCGGCUUGAUCAACAGCACAUACCUGCAGCUACUGCCUCAGCAAGGAGGCCAGAAUGCCAACGGUGCUUCUUUUGCGUAUCGCGGUUACCACGAGACUGCGUGGAUCAUCAACAGAUUCGCCCACGUUGCUCGCAAGCACAACUUGCCGGAGGUCUGCAUAGCACAGCUCAGCCGCAUCUACACUCUUCCCAACAUCGAAAUCCAGGAGGCGUUCUUGAAGUUGCGGGAGCAAGCCAAGUGCCACUACGAGAAUCCAGAAGAAUUGUCCAGUGGCUUGGAUGUGAUUAACAACACAAACUUGAACUACUUCAACGCCCAGCAGAAAGCAGAGUUCUAUACCCUGAAGGGCAUGUUUUUAGAGAAGCUCAAGCAAAAGGAUGAGGCCGACGGUGCCUAUGGUACUGCACUCUACUACGACAUCAGUAAAGCGAAGGCUUGGGCUGAAUGGGGCUAUUUCAACGAUCGCAAGUUCAAGGAUGACGCGACAGAUCUGAACUCAGCCAAACAGGCCUUGACAUCCUAUCUCCAGGCAAUCGGCAGCUACAAAGAUGGAAAGGCCCGCAAGCUCAUUGCGCGCAUUCUCUGGCUCCUUAGUCUCGACGAUGCCAAUGGUACGAUCGCGUCCGGCUUCGAGGACUAUAAGGGCGAGACCCCGGUCUGGUUCUGGAUUACAUUCAUCCCACAGCUUCUUACCGGCCUUGGCCACAAGGAAGCGCCAAAGGUCCACGCCAUAUUGCUCAAGAUUGCCAAGUCGUACCCGCAAUCUCUCUUCUUCCAGCUGCGAACUAACAGGGAGGACAUGCUUGCAAUCAAGAAGAAUCAGGAGGCAAAGGAGAAGCAACGCCAGCAGCAUCAACGCGCUCAAUCUUCGGCAUCGAACGGGAAACCUUCUGGAUCACCCGCCCAGGCAAAGCAAGAGAACCAACAGCCCAAGACUGAAUCAACUUCUCGACCUCAGACAGCGAACGGCGAGGGCAAUGCGCAGACCAAGACAGAGAGCACUGAUGACAAACCCACACCUAGUGCUACGCCAGCUGCCCCCAACGCUGCACCUACCGCCAACGGGGAGCAGAAGACAGAUCAGAAUGCUGCCACCAAUGCUGGACAGAAAAAGCCUCCGUGGGAGCUCACCGAAGAGAUCAUGUCGACCCUCAAGACUGCAUUUCCACUACUGGCUUUAUCAAUGGAGAAGAUGGUCGAUCAAAUCCAGAAGUACUUCAAGUGCCCUCCGGAUGAAGAUGCAUACCGUCUCAUCGUUGCUUUGCUCAACGAUGGCUUAGCCUAUGUAUCCAGAAUGCCGGCCUCUUACGCCAGGGACGUCAAGCUGCCAUCGGGUACUGAAACCAACAUCACUCGUUUCGCCGAGACAAUUCUGCCCAACCACAUCAAAAAGUCAUUUGAAGCCGACUUUGUCCAGGUGAAGCCGACAAUGUAUGAAUACAUCCACAAGCUUCGCAAAUGGCGUGACAAGUUUGAGGAGAAGUUGGAUCGCAGAAAUCCUAAGGAUACUUUGGAGAGGUAUUCGCGUGACCUAAGCGAAUUCCGAUACCAGAAAUUCGACGAUGUCGAGGUACCCGGACAGUAUCUUCAGCACAAGGACAAGAACCAGGAUUUCAUUCGUAUUGAGCGUUUCCUGCCCGACGUUGAUCUCGUCCGAACCAUUGGCGUUUCUCACCGGCGAAUCAAGAUCCGUGGCCACGAUGGCAGCAUCCACGCCUUCGCCAUUCAGCAUCCUGCCGCUCGACACUGCCGCAGAGAGGAGAGGAUUCUGCAACUAUUCCGACAUCUCAACCAGACUUUGGCGAAGCGAAAAGAGUCUCGCCGCCGCGACUUGCAGUUCACCUUGCCUCUGAUGGUGCCUCUUGCGCCACACAUAAGAAUAGUGCAAGAAGAUACCUCUUACAUGACACUUCAGGGUAUCUACGAAGACCACUGUCGACGAAAUGGCAUGCAGAAGGAUGAGCCUGUCUUGUUUACCAUGGACAAACUGCGGGGACUUAUUGAACCAAAGGGAGCUGCCGAUACCACGACAGCCCGUCUCGAGGUCUUCACCGCUAUCCAGGAGAAGUGGGUGCCUCACACUGUCGCCUUGGAGUAUUUCCAAUCAACUUUCCCUGAGUUCUCUGAAUUCUGGCUUUUCCGCCGUCGCUUCUCGUACCAGUUGUCAGCUCUCACUUUCAUGACAUACAUCCUGUACAUGACUGGACGAUACCCGCACAAGUUCAACAUUGCACGCAGCUCAGGCAAGAUCUGGGGUUCUGAGCUUAUGAGCUUCAUGGCGCCCGCGAAGCCCUUCUUCCACAAUCCGGAACCCGUGCCCUUCCGCCUUACCCCCAACCUCCAGACUCUCAUGGGUCCUCUCGCCACCGAGGGCAUCUUCAGCUGCGCAAUCAUGGCGAUCGCACGAUGCCUCACCGAACCUGAGUUCCAGCUCGAGCAUGCGCUCACGCUUUUCGUCCGGGACGAGAUGAUCUUUUGGUUUACCAGCAGCCACAGGGCCAUGCACCUCAACGAGAACCAGCUCCGCGAGACUGUCCAGACCAACUGCGACAUGAUUGUCAAGCGCGCUGUUAGCCUUGCGGCCAGCCCUGUCGGCAAUCUGCCUGCCAAUCAGACGGUUAUUGACCUCAUCUCUAAGGCGGUCAACCCGAUGAACUUGGCACAGUGUGACGCUCUCUGGAUGCCAUACCUAUAA